AUGGUGUUUAAUGAGUGGAAACCUGUGGUUGCAAUGCUGGGAGUUUAUUUUGCUUUUGCAGUUGUUAAUGUAGCUAUGAAGAAGGUACUAACUGAGGGUAUGAGCAAUUUGCUAAUUGUCACUUACAGGCAAUCCAUCUCCCUUAUUUUCUUGGUCCCCAUUGCCUAUUUCCGGGAGAGGAAAUACUGGAGGAAUAUCACAGCUGUCAUAUUGUGUGGUCUAUUUUGCAAUGCACUAGUAGGGGUCACACUUACUCAAUAUGUCUUCCUCACUGGACUCAAAUAUACAUCAGCAACAUAUUCUACUGCUUUCAGCAAUAUGAUCCCUGUAUUUACAUUUGUUUUGGCACUGCUGCUUCGGCAGGAGAAAUUGGACAUGAAAAAGAAAAGUGGAAGGGUUAAGGUGUUAGGCACACUUAUCUGUGUUGGAGGAGCUUUAGUUCUGAUACUAUACAAAGGAAGGAUUGUAUUGAAUGCUCCUAAAUCACCACCUAUUUUGCUUGAGAAAGCAAAGAAUGGGAGGAUAAAUUGGGCUAGCAUAAUUGGUUCCACAUUUCCACCUAUAGGUAAUUUUUUGUGGGCUUCAUGGUUUGUGAUGCAAGCUCGGAUUGGCAACAUGUACCCCUAUCAAUAUUCUAGCACGGCCAUGUUUUCCUUCUUCAGCGCCAUCCAGUCAGGCAUUCUGUGUCUUGUCAUUGACAGACACAUUUCAUGGGCUCUCAAAGGAUCAAUUCAGAUAUCGAGUCUCAUAUUCGCGGGAAUUGUGGGAUCAGGUCUAGGCUAUGUGGGAAUGUCAUGGUGUGUGAAAGAAAGAGGACCUGUUUUUACAUCAGCAUUUAGCCCUCUCAUACAAGUUUUUGUGAUCAUCUUUGAUGCCUCCUUGCUUCAUGAACAGAUAGGCCUCGGAAGCAUUCUGGGAUCCAUUUUGGUUGUUAUUGGAAUGUAUACUCUUCUGUGGGGAAAAGGCAAUGAAAUAGACCUUCACAAGAAUGUUCCGCCAGCAAAUCAAGAAAAAGAUGGAGAUUGCGAUCGCACCUUGCCAGUCACUGCACCAACUGCUGUCAGCCCAACAAAUUCUGUGCCAGUCACUACACCAACUGCUGUCAGCUCAACAAAUUCUCAUUUACCAGAGGCGAUGGACAAAAGGGAUUGUGUUGAUCAAUGGAAACCAGUGGCUGCAAUGUUUGGCGUUUGUUUUGCUUUGGCUAUUGUUAACAUAUGUCUCAAGAAAGCUCUGAAUCAGGGAAUGAGCCAUUUGCUCAUCGUCACUUACAGGCAGUCCAUCUCCACCAUUUUCUUGGCCCCCCUUGCCCAUUUCUGGGAAAGGAAAUGCUGGAACAAUCUCACAGGUGGCAUAUUAUGUGGUCUUUUUUUCGGUGGACUACUUGGGGCCACGCUUACUCAAUAUUUCUUCCUUGUCGGGCUUAAAAAUACAUCAGCAACAUACACUUGUGCUUUCAUUAAUAUGGCGCCAGUUUUUACAUUCAUCCUGGCCCUGCCACUUAGGCAGGAAAAAGUUAACUUGAAAAACACGAGUGGAAGAGCAAAGGUGUUGGGCACACUAAUUUGUGUUGGAGGAGCCUUAGUUCUAAUUCUGUACAAAGGAAUGCCAGUGAUUAACGCGCCUAAAUCAUCCCCUGUAAUGCUCCAGAAAGCCAAGCAUGACACAGCAAAAUGGGUUAUUGGUUCGAUAAUUCUUGCUUUGGGUGGCAUUCUAUGGGCUUCAUGGUUUCUAAUUCAAGCUAGGAUUGGAAAGUAUUACCCUUAUCAGUAUUCUAGCACAGCCAUGCUGUCUUUCUGCAGUGCUGUCCAAUCAGCCAUCUUAUGUGCUAUCAUCGAAAGACCGAAUUCUUGGACCCUCAAAGGACCAUUACAGAUUUCUAGUAUCAUUUACGCUGGAGUUGUAGGAUCAGGUCUGUGCUAUGUAUGCAUGUCAUGGUGCGUCAAACAACGGGGACCUGUUUUCACUGCAGCAUUUAGCCCUUUCAUACAAAUUUUUGCUGCUAUCUUCGAUGUCUCAUUACUUCAUGAACAGAUAAAUCUUGGAAGCAUUCUGGGAUCCAUUCUUGUUGUCGUUGGUAUGUAUGUACUCCUGUGGGGAAAAAGCAAGGAAGUAGACCUUGAGCUUGAUAACAGGAAUGUUCAAGAAAAAGUUGGAGAUACCAACCACGCCUUGUCAGUCACUACGCCGAUAGAUGCCGGAUCAACAACUUCUGCAUAACUAAAGUCUUAUAUUGAAGCUCCUCUGCAUCUUUCAAGAAUUGUAAGGUUUCUCAUGAAAUAUUUACCCCCCAAAAAAAAAAAUCCCAGUAACUGACAACAUUUGGUAAACAGACAGUAUAUUUCGGUAUUUUCCAUCAAAGGAGGAAAUCUACGUGGAUACAAAAGAUUUCUUGAUCAGAAACCAAGAUUCAAGGUUCAGAAAUCACAAGAAGAAAUAAAGAAACAAUAAUGAUUUUUUCACCAUCGUGUUUUUUUUUUCUUUUUUUGGGCACGACUAUAGCCGCCAAGGAAUUAUCUGCGUUGUUGACCAUAGAUUGCCUUUGAUACUUUGCAUCUGUUGUAUGCAUGUAAUAGAUUGUCUAAAAAGAAUAUAGCUUUUGU
This is a messenger RNA of Coffea eugenioides, 2603 nucleotides long. RefSeq lists its product as uncharacterized. Gene Ontology annotation, molecular function: transmembrane transporter activity. NCBI's taxonomy places the organism in Eukaryota, Viridiplantae, Streptophyta, Magnoliopsida, Gentianales, Rubiaceae. The coding region runs from base 1 to 2220 and encodes 739 amino acids. Gene Ontology annotation, cellular component: plasma membrane. The record is from RefSeq and is a predicted model, not a curated record. The transcript has 12 exons.